UCUUUACGGAUGUAUUUGAAAAUGUGAACAUACAGGGGGAAUGUCCCAAUCAAAAAACGUAGGUGUUCAUCGUGGGCCCAUGUCUUGCUCGCGGAUUUAUUAAUCUACAGGGAGACGCAAUGAGUCCAGACAUGAUUACGUUUACAGGUGUACUGCUGGCUUUGGGUGCGGAGUUCUGUUACUGUUUUAACUGUAUAUCCCCGUUGGGAGAUUCUGUCGAUUGGUUUAUGAUGUACAAAGUUCCAAAGGCCACCCGACCAAUGCCAAAAAAGACAACAGGAAAAGAAUUCUACUACUUAGAUGCCAAUAAUGCGACGUGGUCUUUUAUGGAUGUCAACAUUAAGGAACCUGAUCAGAACCCUUUAUACUACACAUUGCAGCAAAUCUACCAGAAAAACCCCGAGAAGUACGGCAUGUACAACGAUCAACCACCGCAAGGCUCUGUCCCGCUAACAAGUUCCACUACAAACCAGGCUACUGGAGCCCAUAUGAAAGGUGCAUUCGCUUUCGAUAAAGAUUCCGGAUUUUGGUUAAUCCUGAGUGUACCGUUUUUCCCGGCACCCCAGAAAUAUAACUAUAAGUAUGGGUCUUCUCAGUUAAUUAAGGCCCAGGCCAUCCUGUGUAUAACACUUGACUCGAAAUAUUUGGAAGAGAUUGAAAAAAUAUUUGACAUAACGAAACCGAUGUUUUUUGAUGGUAAUAAACCUUUCUUACAAGAAUUGUCUCGUGUUAACGAUACCAAAAAGUCCACCAAAAUUGUGGUGGACUUCAAAUCGAAAGGGGGUCAGGAAUUCCGUGAGUACGCCAAAUCAGCGUCAUUUGGGGCAGACCUUUACGACUCUUUGGUGGCUCCGGAUCUGAAGGACACUUUACUUGUUGAAACUUGGUCCCCGAAUUUAGGAUCCAACUGUUCAACGUACAAGGUAUAUGAUGUCAAGAAAGUGGAAUUUAAGGACGGAUAUUGGUUCAAAUCCACGAUAGACCAUGCCAAGUGGGCAGUUACAGAGAACAGAGACUGGGCCUGUAUCGGCGAUAUAAACAGAGCGAAGUCCCAGUUUAGACGAGGCGGGGGAACGAUGUGCUUACGCCAUGCAGGAGUGGCCAAACAGUUUAGAAAUCUAAUACCAGAGGAGUAUGGUAUGUACAAUGAUCAACCACCCCAAUCCCCCGUAUCAAUGGACAUAAAACAGGAGACAUCUAGAGGCCACAUGAAAGAGAAAAUAUUCAACUUAACUAAGCCCAUAUUUUAUGACGGCAGUAAACCGCUGCUGCAGAAGUUUAACCGGGGGAUAAAUUAUUACAGUGGUGGUCCUAAUGGACCCAUAGUGACGGACUUUAUUACGAGGAAGGGGCAGUCAUUUCGAGGAUAUGCAAAAUCAGCAUCAUUCGGACAAGAAGGUUCUAAGCACCUUGAGAUAUUCGUAUCUUUACCACCCUUUGGUGGCUGUAAAUUUAAAAGACAAUCUAUAUGUGGAAACUUGGCGUCCGGAUUUGAAAACAGAAUGUUCAAUGUGUAUGACGUUAAGAAAGUUGCAUUUGAGGACGGAUACUGGUUCAAUUCCAAGAUUGACCACUCGAAGUGGGCAGUGACAGAGAACAGAGAUUGGGCUUGUAUUGGCGAUAUCAACAGGAAUAACCCCGAGAAGUAUGGCAUGUACAACGAUCAACCACCGUCACACUCUGUCCCGCAGACAAGUUUCACUACAAACCAGGCUACUGGAGCUCACAUGAAAGGUGCAUAUGCUUUCGAUAAAGAUUCCGGAUUUUGGUUAAUCCUGAGUGUACCGUUUUUCCCGGCACCACAGAAACAAAACUAUAGUUAUGGGCAUUCUCAGUUAGUUAAGGGCCAGACCGUUCUGUGUAUAACGCUUGACUUGAAUUUUAUGGAGGAAAUCGAGAAAAUAUUUGACAUAACGGAACCGACGUUUUAUGAUGGCAAUAAGCCUUUCUUACGAAAUUUGUCUAGUGUUAUCCAUACCAGAAGUUCCACCAAAAUUGUGGUGGACUUCAAAUCGAAAGGUGGUCAGACAUUCCGUGAGUACGCCAAAUCAGCGUCAUUUGGGGCAGACCUUUACGACUCUUUGGUGGCUCCAGAUCUGAAGGACAAUCUACUUGUUGAAACUUGGUCCCCGAAUUUAGGAUCCAACUGUUCAACAUACAAGGUAUAUGAAGUCAAGAAAGUGGAAUUUAAGGACAAAUACUGGUUCAAAUCCACGAUAGACCACUCCAAGUGGGCAGUUACAGAGAAGAAAGAUUGGGCUUGUAUCGGCGAUUUAAACAGAGCGAAGUCCCAUUUUAGACGAGGCGGGGGAACGAUGUGCUUACGCCAUGCAGGAGUGGCCAAACAGUUUAGAAAUCUAAUACCAGAGGAGUAUGGUAUGUACAAUGAUGAACCACCCCAAUCCCCCGUCUUAGUUAACACAGAAUCUGGAGCCCACAUGAAAGAGAAGAUAUUUAAUUUAACUAAGCCCAUAUUUUAUGACGGCAGUAAACCGCUGCUGCAGAAGUUUGCCACAAAAAUGAAUCAUCACAGAAAUGGUCCUAAUGGACCCAUAGUGACGGAAUUUAUUACGAGCAAGGGACAGUCAUUCCGAGGAUAUGCGAAAUCAGCAUCAUUUGGCAAAGAUCUUUACCACUCCUUGGUGGCUAAAAAUUUAAAAGACAAUCUAUUUGUGGAAACUUGGCAUCCAAAUUUGACAACAAACUGUUCAAUGUAUAAGGUAUAUGAUGUCAAGGAGGUUUUAUUUGAAGAUAAAUACUGGUUCAAAUCCACGAUAGACCAUGCCAAGUGGGCAGUGACAGAGAAAAAAGAUUGGGCUUGUAUUGGUGAUAUUAACAGAAGUAUGACCCAGUUUAAACGAGGUGGAGGUACUAUGUGCAUUCAUCACGCUGUUGUUGCCAAGCAGUUUAGAAAAAUAGUACACAAAAAAGAGGAAUGCCCAAGAUGAUGACCUGUGCUUUAGCAUUGUGUACAACUCAUUGUGUAUCAAAGAACUGCAAUUGAAAGUUUUGUACAAAAUACUACUUUUUAUAUUGAAGACCUCCUAUGUUGUUCAAACAUGUGUCUAAUCAUUUGUAAAUUAUACUAUAUAUAUAUGUAAUAAAAUCAAAGUACUGAAGUACUGAAUGCAGGGCUCUUUUGGUGUGUCUUUAUGCAUAUUGUGUAGUAAAGACUGAAAUAUAUAUAUAUAUAUAUUCAAUCCCCAUUUCUUCAACGCGCAGCAAAGUAGUUCAUGGAAAUUCAUGCACAUUGUAUGUGUCCAAAAUGCAUAGUCUUGUUUUUAAAACACAUUAUUAAUAAGAAAACUUAAAAAGAUAGGCAAUUCUCUCGAAAUUAAAAACAAAACAAAAUGCCAACACUUUUGACAAAACGUGGCUCUUUGUGUAACUAUUUGGUAUAGCGGAAGCUUUCACUUUGACGCUAUUUGGUUUUUU
Molecule: messenger RNA, 3435 nt
Organism: Magallana angulata
Lineage: Eukaryota; Metazoa; Mollusca; Bivalvia; Ostreida; Ostreidae
Exons: 24
Coding region: 120-2948 (942 amino acids)
Biological process (GO): apoptotic DNA fragmentation
Molecular function (GO): deoxyribonuclease II activity
Source: RefSeq, a predicted model, not a curated record